Messenger RNA from Falco peregrinus (peregrine falcon), 3081 nucleotides. RefSeq names its product forty-two-three domain containing 1 (gene FYTTD1). Gene Ontology annotation, molecular function: mRNA binding. The transcript is spliced from 10 exons. Bases 74 to 1096 code for a protein of 340 amino acids. The record is from RefSeq and is a predicted model, not a curated record. Lineage: Eukaryota; Metazoa; Chordata; Aves; Falconiformes; Falconidae. Gene Ontology annotation, biological process: mRNA export from nucleus.
AUGCGUGCAGCCCGCCGGCCGAGGCGGUGAGGGGAGGCGGCGAGGGGAGGCGGCGGUGGUCCUGCGGGCAGCCAUGAGCGGGUUCGGGGCUGCGGCGCCGCCUUCGGGCUCCUCGGCUGUGGCGGGGGCCCGGAACGGCAGCAGCGACAGCCUGGAGAAGAUCGACAUGUCCCUCGAUACCUGGGGAGAGAAGUCUUGUUUGCUUUUUUCCUAUCAUGUCAACCUCGGUGAACAUAUGAAGAUAACUGAUGAUAUAAUUAAACUGAACAAGAAAGAAGAGAGAAAGCAAUAUUCCCCUAAAAUGAAAAGAGGACUUCAGCAGAAUCGAACUCGACAGUUCAGGACACCAGGCUCCAAGUGGGGAAUCCAACAGCAGAAAGGUUAUGGUAAAAAUCGUUUGGGACGGAGGAAGAAGAUAGCAGGGAAGAAGCGUUCUUAUGGAGUUAUAACCGGCUUGGCAGCCAAGAAAGCAGUGGGUUCACACAAAGGAAUUAGUCCCCUGAACAGACAACCACUUAGUGAGAAGAAUGCACAGAGGAAUUACCCUGUUUUGAAAAAGAAAACAAACCUGCAGAGACAAUCUGAAAUGCAGAGAAAACAAGCUCCAGCCCUUAGGAGGCCUGCCCCACUAAAUAGAAGGAAUAACAUGCCAUCCACUUUUGCCAGAAUUGGAAACAAACUAAAUCAGCAGAAAGACACUCGUCAAGCAACUUUCCUGUUCAGAAGGGGCCUGAAGGUGCAGGCCCAAGUGCAGUCAACAGAUGAUCUUGAUAAUCAGACAGUAAAGAGAACUCGUCAAUGGCGAACUUCUACCACAAGUGGAGGGAUUCUGACUGUGUCUAUUGACAACCCAGGAGCAAUCAUAACCCCAGUUUCCCAGAAAUUACGAUUAACUCGUACUCCUGUGCCACCAUUUCUGAUGAAGAGGGACCAAUCUGAAGAGAAGAAGAUUCCUAAAGGGGUUCCAUUGCAGUUUGAUAUCAAUAGUGUUGGCAAACAGACAGGGAUGACAUUGAACGAACGUUUUGGGAUCCUGAAGGAACAAAGAACAGCACUGUCGCAGAACAAAGGAAGCCGUUUUGUAACAGUGGGUUAACCUGACAGAUGGACUUGAGCACUGAUCCCACCUACCUAAGAAACUGAGAUAAAAGUGGGCAAAAGAACACAGCAUAUGUCACUGAAAUUCUCUAGACUUUUUGCUAAAAUGGUGGCAGAACUAUCUCUCUUUAUUACUUUUACUUCAAAUGGUAAAAGAUACGAUGCCCUGAGGGGGGAAAGUGGGGAAACUGAUCUGCUGGAGUGGCACCAUCACCUGGUUGGAAAAGAUUACAUGGCCCAGCUGAUGACAAACACAGGUUUUGGUUCAUCUUGCAAACAUGAAUUUUAAAAGUUUUGGGCUUGGGGUUUUCUUGUUGGGGUUUUUUUUUUGUUUUAUUUAGGAGUGCUCAGUAUCAGUUCUUUGACCCCUCUGUUAUGGUAAAGAUUGUGUAACUGUUUCAUUACAAACCCCAUUUUAGGGUUUUUUAGGGACUGGCUAUGAACUUUCCUUUGGACUGCAGUUUGGCACAGAGCCUCAGUCCCUGAAUACUUUGGUAGUGAUGUAGCAGCAUUUUUCAUGGGAGCAUUGGUUGUACUUCUUUGUGCUUUUGAAGUUCAAUUUUUUUUCCUUUCUUGAAAACUUAAUGUUUUGCAUCUUCACUUUUUCAUAAAUAAAGCUAUUAGUUGAGACCCAAAAUAUAUAAAGGGGAUGGGGACUAUUGUACUCUUAUCCUUAAAAGUUUCUAGAUCAUACUGGAGGAAUACUGCACAGGCAGUAUGAGAGUAAUUUAUAUUACAAUUAGCUCAAGUUCAUCUUCCUCCUCUGCAAAUGGAGUAUGCCUGUCUCCUAUUUUUUCUUUAAACUUUUGCUUUCUAUUUGUUUUUUAAGUUGUUUUUUUUCCACAAACUUAAUGCAAUAACUUCAUAUUUUUGAGUAAUUUCAUAGGAAUAAAUGCAACAGUUUACAGGGAAGUCAGUGGUAUGGUAGAGUUCCUUACCCUCCCAGACAGAAUUGUUAUCUUUCAUACCUUGCCCCAGAGGGUUUUCUCUGGCUCUUAGAAAUAGCCAGAGGCAGGCAAUCUAAUGGCACUUGUUUGUAUAUACCAAAGAGAGUAAAGAUGUGAAGCUCAUCAGAAGUGGUCAGACAUCUUGAAAUUGGCUGAAAGUAGGGAACAUUGCUGGAGGAAAGCCCUCAGUUUGCCAGCAUGUGUAAGGCAUUAAGCAAGAGCAUGUAGUCACUUGCUUUAAGCUUAGUUUUGUGCCUCAGAAUCUGCAGGAUGGUAACAACUGAAACAUCCUCAGCGUCUAUUUUUAUGAUCCCUAAAACUGAGGCACCUGUUCAGAAUUGCUUCCAGACCAAGAACUGAUGAACUUAACACUGUUCUAUAGCAAUGAGAUUUAGGUGCAGUUAGGUUGAUUGGCUUGCUGCAUCCAGAAAUGUUUAUGGUCUUUGAAGUAGGUUUAAUUCCUUUUAUUGUUCUUGAAGAAUUUACAUUUGACUUCUUACAGAGGUGGUUUCCUUGCAUUUUUAUCUCAAAUUCCAAGUUAACUAGCAUUUACCAGGAACUUCAACGUUGAAGAGCAUUUGACAGUAGAAGGGCUUUUGUUUGUACAGCAGUUUUAAAGUCAGAGUGCAUCCUGAUGCUAUAUAGUACUUAAACCCUUAUUUUUAAUGUUGAAAGAUAUACCUUAGCAGAAACAAACUAAAUGUAAUGGUGUUAAGAGAUUUUUCUUAAUUACUAGUAGGAUUUUUUUUUUUAAAAAAAUGUCCCACUGUUAGAAUUUGAGUAGAUAAAGUGGUGUCAGUCACCUUAUUUCAGUGUAUACAUUUUCCAUGUGCCAGGAUGCAACAAAAAAAAAUCUUUUGCAUCAGCACAGAUGCAAAACAUUGAUGCAAUGCAUCAAAAAAUGCUAGUUUGUAUUUAAUGAGAAGAUGCUUUACACUGUACCUUUUGGUAUUUUUUGGAGAAGUUAUUACAUUUGAUCUAUUCUGAAGCUGUUAAUUUUUCUUUUUUUUUUUUUUAAUAAAAAGUUACAGUUUCA